This is a messenger RNA of Amaranthus tricolor (Joseph's coat), 2153 nucleotides long. RefSeq lists its product as uncharacterized. The coding region runs from base 204 to 1901 and encodes 565 amino acids. Gene Ontology annotation, biological process: regulation of mRNA processing; protein phosphorylation; spliceosomal complex assembly. The record is from RefSeq and is a predicted model, not a curated record. Lineage: Eukaryota; Viridiplantae; Streptophyta; Magnoliopsida; Caryophyllales; Amaranthaceae. Gene Ontology annotation, molecular function: ATP binding; protein kinase activity. The transcript has 6 exons.
GCCCUCAAUAGACAAAACGACGAGAGAUAUUACAAAAAGAAAACCACUCUUAAAUUACAACAUUAGAGGUUGGAAACAGUGAAACACAAUCAAUCUAACCCAAACAACAAAAAAAACCCAAUCUUCAAAAAGGGUUAAUAUUCACCUAAUUCUGUCUGCAGAAGAAAUACUUGACCUUUUGUAGAUCGGAAAAUUCACCGCAGAUGGAAGCCCGGCGAAAAUCUACGGUGGCGACAACGGCGGAGAAGAGAGAGAAAGAGGUUUUGUCGGUGGAGGAGGAAGAAGAUGAAGAAGUGAACGAAAGUGGAAGCGAUUACACGUCCGAAGAUGAAGGGAAAGAUGAUUACAGAAGAGGAGGUUAUCAUGCUGUGAGAAUCGGCGAUUCCUUCAAAAAUGGAACUUAUGUUGUUCAGAGUAAGCUUGGUUGGGGACAUUUCUCCACUGUAUGGCUUGCAUGGGAUACUAAACAUUCGCGAUAUGUGGCUCUAAAAGUGCAAAAAAGUGCGCAACAUUACACUGAAGCUGCAAUGGACGAGAUUACGAUAUUGAAACAACUAGCUGAUGGUGAUCCAGAUGAUAAAAAUUGUGUUGUGAAGCUUUUGGAUCAUUUUAAACAUUCUGGUCCUAAUGGGCAGCAUGUGUGUAUGGUGUUUGAGUAUUUGGGGGACAAUCUUUUGACGUUAAUAAAGUAUUCCGACUAUCGUGGGUUGCCUCUGGCGAAGGUGAAGGAGAUAUGUUACCAUAUUUUGGUUGGGUUGGAUUAUUUGCACCGGCAGCUGUCUAUCAUACACACUGAUUUGAAGCCGGAAAACAUUUUGCUAUGGUCAGUGAUAGACCCGUCCAAGGACCCUAGAAAAUCUGGCGCUUCUCUUAUUCUUCCUAAUAGCAAGGAUAAAACCAUUUAUGAGUCUGGGAGUACAAAAGACAGCAAAGUUUCAAAUGGUGAUUUGACUAAAAAUCAGAAGAAGAAAAUUCGAAGAAAGGCAAAACGUGCAGCCCAAGGGUGUGCGGGGAAAGAAGCUACUGACCCUGAGCAAGAUCCUGAAGCAUCAGAUGCUGAUGGUGUGAAGGGGACAAGUGUAGGAAGUUCAGUCCAUAAGAGAGGGAGCCGAUCAACGAGGCGGAAACUUUUGGAGUCUGUGGACCUCAAAUGCAAACUAGUUGACUUUGGAAAUGCUUGCUGGACUUACAAACAGUUUACAAACGAUAUUCAAACGAGGCAGUAUAGGUGUCCUGAAGUGAUCCUUGGAUCAAAAUAUUCAACCUCUGCUGACAUGUGGUCUUUUGCUUGCAUUUGUUUUGAGCUUGCAACCGGUGAUGUUUUGUUCGAUCCUCAUAGUGGUGACAAUUAUGACAGGGAUGAGGAUCAUUUGGCCUUGAUGAUGGAGCUUUUGGGAAUGAUGCCACGUAAGACUGCAUUAGGGGGACGUUAUUCCCGGGACUUCUUCAACAGAUAUGGAGACUUGAGACACAUUCGUCGGCUUCGUUUCUGGCCACUUAGCAAGGUUCUUGUUGAGAAGUAUGAGUUUAGUGAACAAGAUGCAAAUGACUUGUCAGACUUUCUAGUUCCCAUUCUUGAUUUUGUCCCUGACAAACGUCCUACUGCUGCUCAAUGCCUUUCUCAUCCAUGGAUUGCUGGAUGCCCCCGCUCUCUGGAGCCUGCUCCACCUGAGAGUCAACCGGUGGAUGCUACUGCUUCUGAUGAAAAAAAGAGUACAGAAAAGGAUGAAAGAGAAGAGAUGGAAAAAAGUAUGGAGAGCAUUACUAUAAGUAUAGAAUCGAAACCCAGCAAACAUUUUGUUUCUUCUCCCAAACCUUCAAAAACAGCUGUAACUGGUUCAUCAAGGCAAAAUCUUGAUCGGAGCCACAGCUCCAGAGGAAAGAUCCUCGAACGAUUCUGAACUUGGCUGGAAAUCUUAAAAGACAGUUGAUGGGAAUUAUGUUGUACGGUGAACUCUAGCCUGUGCUACUGCGGCCUUGUUGAUACCUUGUCGAUUCUGAAAAGGUUAAAUGUACUAUAUAUUGCAACAUACCUUAUUGAUUUAUUAAAUUGCACUGAACUAAAUUUUGUCUCGUAUUACUUUGUUUCUAAGUUGAUGCUUUUUUGCGCAAGAGUACAUGAUUGACUCAUAAUGCUAUAUUGGUUUUUAUCA